Schizosaccharomyces octosporus yFS286 is the source of this 1285-nucleotide messenger RNA. Its product is annotated as type I protein arginine N-methyltransferase Rmt1. Gene Ontology annotation, biological process: peptidyl-arginine methylation. Lineage: Eukaryota; Fungi; Ascomycota; Schizosaccharomycetes; Schizosaccharomycetales; Schizosaccharomycetaceae. Bases 130 to 1152 code for a protein of 340 amino acids. The transcript is spliced from 9 exons. Gene Ontology annotation, molecular function: protein-arginine N-methyltransferase activity. Gene Ontology annotation, cellular component: nucleus. The record is from RefSeq and is a predicted model, not a curated record.
AACAAUGUUAAGCUGGGUCCCUUCUGCUGGCAAUUUACCAGGAGCCUUUGAACGGUAGAAAACGGAUUUGUCUAAAUUGUUCUUUUUUUUUGUUACAAAAAAAAUUUCUAUCAUAACUAUUGAUUCAUAAUGAGUCAAGCAAAUGCUCAAGACCAGCAGAAUGACCUAACUGCCAAAGAUUAUUACUUUGAUAGUUAUUCUCAUUGGGGAAUUCAUGAAGAGAUGCUCAAGGACGAUGUUCGUACACUCUCGUACCGUGAUGCUAUUAUGCAAAAUCCUCACUUGUUCCGUGACAAAGUUGUCCUCGACGUGGGAUGCGGAACAGGCAUCUUAUCCAUGUUCUGUGCUAGAGCCGGUGCAAAACAUGUUUAUGGCAUUGAUAUGAGUGAAAUCAUACACAAAGCUAAAGAAAUUGUUCACGUCAACAAGCUUAGUGAUCGCAUUACUCUUAUGAAGGGCAAGAUGGAAGAUAUCCAGUUACCCGUCGAGAAGGUCGAUAUUAUUGUUUCGGAAUGGAUGGGUUAUUUCUUACUUUACGAAAGUAUGCUCGACACUGUUUUGUUGGCUAGAGACCGUUAUCUUGCUCCCGGUGGACUUAUGUUUCCCGACCGUGCCAAGCUUAUGAUCGCCGCUAUUGAAGAUGCAGAGUACAAAGAUGAAAAGAUUGGAUUCUGGGAUGAUGUUUAUGGAUUUGAUUUUUCCCCCAUUAAACGUGAUGUAUGGAAAGAACCUCUAGUUGAUAAUGUUGAUCGAAUUGCUGUGAACACAAACUCCUGUGAAAUUCUUAAUAUUGAUCUUACCACGGUCAAAAAAGAAGAACUUGCUUUUUCCUCCUCCUUUGAAAUUGCCGCUGCUCGUAAUGAUUAUGUUCAUGCCUUUUUAGCUUGGUUCGACGUAGAAUUUUCUGCCUGCCACAAACCUUUGUCUUUCAGUACUGGUCCUUUCUCCCGUUACACUCAUUGGAAACAGGUUGUCUUCUAUACUCAUAAAGACUUAACUGUUAAGACUGGAGAAUAUAUUCGUGGUAACAUCACUUGCAAGCCUGCUGAAGGAAAUCACCGUGAGCUCGAUAUUGGUAUCUCUUACGCUUUUGAACCUAAGGAUGGAGACCGGGAAACCGUUUCUGAAAAUUUAUUUUACAGAAUGUGUUAAAAUAGUUUGUUGGUAAAAAUAAUUAUUACAUUUUGGGUUAUUUAAAUACACACAGUCAUUACGAUUUGUACCUCUUUCAAACCUCUGUAAACCCUAAACACGUUUUCUAUUAAGUUAUACCCUAAAAUAUCGU